Messenger RNA from Purpureocillium lilacinum, 1092 nucleotides. RefSeq lists its product as uncharacterized. The record is from RefSeq and is a predicted model, not a curated record. Gene Ontology annotation, molecular function: tubulin binding. Gene Ontology annotation, cellular component: cytoplasm. Gene Ontology annotation, biological process: tubulin complex assembly; post-chaperonin tubulin folding pathway. Lineage: Eukaryota; Fungi; Ascomycota; Sordariomycetes; Hypocreales; Ophiocordycipitaceae.
AUGGAUCCCAAGAAGCGCUUCUAUAGGCACUUCCAGGACAGCAUCGCGAUUCUACAGGACCAGAUUGACCAGCUGGAAUCUGUGGGCGCAGUCGCGGGUGAGCGCCAGGAAGCCAUUGACCAUGUCCUCGCCGGCAUCGCAAAGCUUCAGAACGCGGUCGCCGACGCUGCGGAUGAGACGCCGUCGUAUGACCGGAGACAGUAUUCUGAGACAAUCAAGACCCUGCAAGACAGUCUCAAUGAGACCAUUGCCAAAGUCACGCCCAAGUCUCGCUUCCAGUUCAAGCGCUCAGCACCGAGCGCCAACCACGUCGACAUGGGCGCACCCGAAAACGACCCGCGCCUGAACCCAGGCAGCUUCUCGCGGAACCCGCACGCCCCCCAUCCCGAGCUCUUCAACGCCGUGGCCGAGGACGACGACAAGGUCGGCGACCUGCCCGCCCACAGCAACCUCAAGGACUACAACCACGAGCUCUCCAUGCCGGGCCCCUCGGGCAUCCGCAAGCCCAGCUUCUCCAUGGCCAAGCACAUUGGCAUCUCGAACCAGUCGGGCCUGCACAUCAUCCUGCCCGAGUCGGCGGCACGCGCGACGUCGUCGGGCAGCCUCACGGACCUGAAGGACUGCAUCGUCGACAUGUCGGUGCCGACGGCGCAGGGCAGGCCGUUUCCGGGCCUCGCGCUCAAGAACAUUAGCAACAGCCUCAUCGUCGCCGGCAGGGUGAGCGGCCCGGUCCACAUCACGGGCAUCACGGACAGCAUUCUCGUGGUGACUGCACGGCAGGUGCGUAUCCACGAGUGCAGGAAUGUCGACAUUUAUCUACAUUGCGGCAGCCACCCCAUCAUCGAGGACUGCACGGGCAUGCGCUUCGCGCCCCUCCCACACUGCUAUAUGACCGAGGCCGACGGGGCAGUUGAGAACCAGUGGGACCAGGUCGACGACUUCAAGUGGCUCAAGGCCGGCCACAGCCCCAACUGGACGACGCUGUCGCAGCACCAGGUUCUCCCCGAGGAUAUCUGGACACACGUGGUUCCGGGGCAGCCAGGGGCAAGCGUCGAGGAGACGCUGAGAAAGGUCGGGAUACCGCGGAGGUAG